UUCAAAAUGUGAAAUCAAUUGAGCUCAACAGCCUCAGCCUCCCUCUCAUGGCAGCAGCAGCUCCCCGCAUUCUUCUCUGCGGCGAUGCCCGCGGCCGCCUCGCCCAGCUCUUCAAACGCGUUUCCUCCGUGAACAAAUCAGCUGGGCCGUUCGACGCGCUUCUGUGUGUUGGCCAGUUCUUCCCCGACGCGCCGGAGCAGCUGGAGGAGUUUAAUGACUACGUCGAAGGCCGCUCCAAAAUCCCUAUUCCCACUUACUUCAUCGGCGAUUACGGCAUUGCCGCCCCCAAAACUCUGGGAGCUGCGGCCAAGGAUUCCGCUAAUCUAGGGUUUAAGAUGGAUGGGUUAAAAGUCUGCGAGAAUUUGUACUGGUUGAGAGGCAGCGGGAAGUUUCUUCUCGACGGUUUAUCUGUGGCAUACUUAUCUGGUAGGCAAUCUGCAAACAGUCAACAAUUUGGAACAUACAGCCAAGACGACAUCGAUUCAUUAAGGGCAUUAAUUGAGGAGCCAGGAAUUGUUGAUGUAUUUUUGACUAAUGAAUGGCCAAUUGGGGUCACAAAUGGAGCUGCUUCAUCUGGUAUUCCUUCUGGGAUGGAUCUAUCUGUUGGCGAUUCAAACAUCUCAGAAUUGGUAGCUGAAAUUAAACCUCGCUACCAUAUUGCAGGAAGUGCUGGUGUCUACUAUGAUCGUGAACCUUAUGCUAACAUUGGUGCUGUUCAUGUGACUCGUUUUAUAGCCCUUGGUCCAGUUGGGAAUAAAGAUAAACAGAAGUUCAUCCAUGCGCUUUCACCUACUCCAGCUUCCAAAAUGUCUGCUUCUGAGCUUUGCACUAAACCACCAAAUACUACUUUGUCUCCAUAUUCAUUAGAAAAAGAAAUUGGAUCUGGCAACGGAGCCACAAAAAGAUCUGGGGAAAGUGUUUCUGAUUCCCAGUAUUGGCGGUAUGAUGUCUCUAAAAGGCAAAAGCAUGGAGAUGGUGCUGGUGAUAGGUUAUGCUUUAAAUUUGUAUCCUCGGGGUCUUGCCAAAGAGGCGAUAAGUGCCAUUUCAGGCAUGAUGAAGAUGCACGGGAACAAUCUCUUAGGGGUGUUUGCUUUGAAUUUUUAAAUAAAGGAAAGUGUGAAAGAGGUCCAGAUUGUACAUAUAAGCAUGAAUUAAAGGAAGAAGGCAAAGCAUUGUCUGGCAAGCAAUCUGGUUCAGGAACUGGUAGCUUGAACAGGUCCAAGGAAUGCUGGUUUUGUUUGUCAAGCCCCAAUUUGGAGUCACAUCUAAUCACUAGCAUAGGAGAACACUGCUAUUGUGCACUAGCUAAAGGACCACUAGUGCAAGAUCAUGUGCUGAUAAUACCCAUUGAGCAUUUGCCAAACACCCUAUCUCUACCUCCAGAAUGUGAAAAAGACUUAUCUAAGCUUCGGGGCAGCCUCCAAGCUUGCUUCAAGAGACAAGGAAAGGAAGUUGUUUUCUUUGAAUGGGUUUCUAAGCGUGGAACUCAUGCUAAUCUUCAGGUUGUUCCAAUUCCAACAUCGAAAGCAUCUUCUGUUGAACAAAUUUUCAAUUUAGCAGCCAAGAAGUUGGGCUUUACAUUUGCAACCCUUAAAAAUGACAACUAUAUGGAAGCGCGGAAAUCUCUGGGAAUGCAUCUAAAUAGAAAUCAGAGUUUAUUUUAUGUGGAAGUUCCUGGAGGAACAAUUUUGUCACAUGCUGUUGAGGAGAAUGAAAACUUCCCUUUUCAAUUUGGGCGUGAGGUUCUUGCUGGAUUGUUGAAUAUGGCUGACAAGGCUGACUGGAGGAAUUGCCAGCUUAGUAAAGAUGAGGAAGCUGAAAUGGCAGAGAAGUUUAAGAGACAAUUUAAGGAGUAUGAUCCAAACACCUGAUUCACACAAGUUAAGAUUGCAGGAAUGCAACAGUUUAUCACAUACAAAAUGCCUUACAAAUCGAAAUCGCUUGGCUAUCCAAUGCUGAGUGUUUCUACAAGCAAGUGUGUGUUCCAUACUCAAUUCGGUGGUCGGUGGUCGGUGGUCCUACGUCCAAAAUAGAUAUGUGGAACACCCCUCAAAAUCAUUGAUCUCAAACUUGUAUGUAUUCGAAACUAUUUUUCUUCUUUUCGUUUUUGUAGACUUUUAGGUAGGCGUUUACCAGAACACUUCGGCUUGAAGCUGUUGUUCCUAUUCACAAACUUUAUUUCAAGAAUGAUAGGGAAUGGAACAGCAAAUGCCAGCCUUGAAUUUCUUUUAUCAUCACGAUUAAUCUCUACAUUUUUUUGAACUA
Messenger RNA from Salvia splendens (bonfire salvia), 2265 nucleotides. Its product is annotated as zinc finger CCCH domain-containing protein 64. Gene Ontology annotation, biological process: mRNA splicing, via spliceosome. NCBI's taxonomy places the organism in Eukaryota, Viridiplantae, Streptophyta, Magnoliopsida, Lamiales, Lamiaceae. Gene Ontology annotation, molecular function: RNA lariat debranching enzyme activator activity; metal ion binding. The transcript is spliced from 11 exons. The record is from RefSeq and is a predicted model, not a curated record. Gene Ontology annotation, cellular component: post-mRNA release spliceosomal complex. Bases 48 to 1871 code for a protein of 607 amino acids.